CCUUGAGAGCGUGCCUCGCGCUGCUGGGGCGUGUCCUCAGGGGGCUAUAAAAGCAUCUGGAGGGGCGGUGGGCUGCGUUUCUCGGCUGAUUGUUGUCACUCCGUCGGGGUCUUGAGUUUCAGAAUGGCAGAAGAAUCUGCUGCUCCUUCUACUUCCGCUGACAAAACUGAGAGUAUGGAUGUGGAUGCAGAAGCCAAGAAAUACCUCGGUUUGGGGCAGAAAAAUUUGGUAAUGGGAGAUAUUCCAGCUGCUGUUAAUGCAUUUCAGGAAGCUGCUUCUCUGUUGGCUAAUAAGUAUGGUGAAACUGGAAAUGAGUGUGCAGAAGCUUACUUUUUUUAUGGGAAAUCACUUCUGGAAUUGGCAAGAAUGGAAAAUGGUGUGCUGGGAAAUGCCUUGGAAGGAGUGCAGGUGGAAGAAGAGGAAGAAAAAACAGAAGACUCAAUGGUAGAAAGUGCUGAUAAUAUAGAUGAAGAAGCAAGGGAGGAAUUAAGAGAGCAGGUAUAUAAUGCCAUGGGGGAAAAAGAUGAAUCCAGAAAAAAUCCUGAAGAGUCUCUGAUGCAUACAGGAGUGGAGAUGCAGCUGAAGGAUGUUGAAAUGGAAGAAGUUGAGGAAGAAGUAGCAGCUAAGGAAGAAAAAGAAAAAGCAGCAGCUCUGGGUGGAGAAGAUAUCACUGUUGUGGAGAAAAAGGAAGAGCAAGAGAAGGCAGAAAAGCAGGUAGAGGCAGCUAUGGAAGAACAAAAGGUCAAUGAAGUAACUACUGAGGUAGCAUUAGAAGAUGGUGCUGCUAGGGAAGAGAAGCCAGUGGAUGCAGAAGGGACAGCUGGAGAAGAUAAGCCAGUGGUGGUAGAAGAGGCUAGGGAAGAUGCUGCUGUACAAAGAGUGGUGGUUUCAGAAGAUGCAGCUGUGAAAGUUAAUCCAGUAAUAGAAGAGGCUGCAGAAGCAGCUGGGGGAGAUACUACUUUAGAAAAAGAAGUGGCUGCAGGGGAAGCACCUGGGAAAGAGAAGGUAGUUGAGAUAGCAGCUCAAGAGAGGAGAGAAGAGGAGGUAGAAAAGCAGGCAGACACAAUUGUAGAAAAGAAUCCAAUAGUAGAGGAAUUGGUAAAAGCUUCAGGUGAGUUAGAGAGAGAAUUCAUGACAGCUGUUGAGAAAGUUGAAGGCCAGGCAGAAAAAGCAGAAGAACAGCCAGCCAAAGCUACUGCUGAAAAGACAGAGGACAUGAAGCCUGCCACAGAACAGGUGGUGGUGAACUUGAAAGAGAAGGAAGAAACAUUGGAUUCAAGAGAAGGAGAACCUUCAGCUCCAAAUGAAACUACUCCUUCAGGGAGCAUCAAGCAGUCACAUGAAAUACAACCAGAAGAAAAAGCUGAAGUUCCUAAGGUAGAAAAGGAAGAAGAAAAGGAUGACGAGAUGGGAGAGGGCGAAGAGAUGGAAGGAUCAGAAGAGGAAGAUAAAGUUGAAGAGGAUAAAGAAAAUGACUCUGCAGUUGAAGAGGAUAAAGAAAAUGACUCUGCAGUCGAAGAGGAUAAAGAGAAUGACUCUGCAGUCGAAGAGGAUAAAGAGAAUGACUCUACAGUUGAAGAAAAGGAGAGUGAAGAAGACGAUGUUGGGAACUUAGAACUGGCUUGGGAUAUGCUGGAGUUAGCAAAAGUAAUAUACAAAAGACAGGACACGAAAGAAGCUCAGCUCCUUGUUGCUCAGGCUCACCUAAAACUAGGAGAAGUUAGCAUCGAAUCUGAAAACUACUCUCAAGCUAUAGAAGAGUUCCGUUCUUGCCUGGCUCUUCAGCAGAAGUACUUAGAAGCCCAUGACCGCUUGCUUGCAGAGACUCAUUAUCAUCUGGGGUUGGCCUUUCACUAUGAUAAUCAGUAUGAUGAAGCAGUGUUGCAGUAUAGUAAAUCGAUGGAAGUCAUUGAUAAAAGAUUGGCGAUGUUGACUGAGCGACUAAAAACAAAAGGGGAGGGAGCAGCUGAGGAUGAGAAGGAAAUUGUAGAACUCGAGGGACUGCUUCCUGAAAUUAAAGAGAAGAUAGAAGAUUCAAAGGAGUCUCAAAAGAGUGCAAGAAUAGCCGAACUGGCUCUGAAAGCAACUUUGGUUGGUGGAUCAUCUUCUAGUUUUCCACAGGCAACUGAAAGCAAUCCAGCUUCAGCUAUCCCAGCUGGGCAAAAAACUGAUGGAGUUCCUCAGUGUAUUACAGACAUCUCCCAUCUUGUCAGAAAAAAGACUAAACAAUUUUGUCUUCAGAGGAAACCCGAGGAAGAAACUCAACAGGGAGAUAAUGAAGCUAAGAAAUCUAAACCAGAACCGGCUGUCAAUGGUGGUGGUGAUGCUACCCCCAGUGGAAAUGUGGUUGCAGAGAAAAAGGAAGAGGAGGCAGAGGAAAGGCCACAAGUUGAAACGGUUCAAAGUGCUGUAUGAUAGAUAGUUUUAAUAUUGGACACUCCCUCCCAAGGCCAGUGGGUUUUGUAUAUAAUGUAUUUUUUCACUUUUGGCAACUUUUGUAUUCAAUAAAGAUUACUCAAACAUUUAA
Podarcis muralis (Common wall lizard) is the source of this 2527-nucleotide messenger RNA. RefSeq names its product nuclear autoantigenic sperm protein (gene NASP). Gene Ontology annotation, biological process: DNA replication-dependent chromatin assembly; CENP-A containing chromatin assembly. NCBI's taxonomy places the organism in Eukaryota, Metazoa, Chordata, Lepidosauria, Squamata, Lacertidae. Gene Ontology annotation, cellular component: nucleoplasm. Gene Ontology annotation, molecular function: histone binding. The record is from RefSeq and is a predicted model, not a curated record.